This is a messenger RNA of Dracunculus medinensis (Guinea worm), 594 nucleotides long. NCBI's taxonomy places the organism in Eukaryota, Metazoa, Nematoda, Chromadorea, Rhabditida, Dracunculidae. The record is from the annotation of a GenBank genome assembly.
AUGCGAAGGAAAACAGCUGCUCAGGCAAAAUUUUCGAAGAAAAGUUCUCUUCCACUUGCGAGUCGAUACAACAAGGAAAAUAAAAGAAGUACACGAAUGAAGCAUUUUGUUGAAGGAGAAGAAGGCAGUUCAGCUCUAGAAAGCGACGUUUCCCAAAGUAGCUCAUCUAGCGCUCAACAAAAUACUCAAUCUAUAGGCGAACGGCGAUUAACAACGAGUUAUCCUGCUUUUAUGCAUAUUGGGUCUAAAAACAGUCCAGACAGCGAUUCCAACAACCGUUCAAAAAUGGAUUAUCUUGGAAAACAAACUGUGGAUGAACUUCGAACAUACAAAGAACAUGGAAAAAUUCGAUCGCAUUGUAGCACUUCGGCCAGAAGGCAAGCCAAGGAAAGCAGAAAACGAAGUUAUUAUAAGAAUAUUGCAAAAGAAAUAAAAAAAUAUCGAAAAUUGACAAAUUGCUUGAUUCCGAAGAAUUCGUUUAAGCAGUUAGUGCAAGAAAUACUUCGAGGUUAUCAGAAAGGCAAUAACUUCCGCUUCCAGAAAGAUGCAGUGAGCGCACUUCAACAGGUAAAUUUUUUUGCAAAAUUGGAAUAA